Molecule: messenger RNA, 917 nt
Organism: Zychaea mexicana
Lineage: Eukaryota; Fungi; Mucoromycota; Mucoromycetes; Mucorales; Lichtheimiaceae
Exons: 3
Coding region: 213-731 (172 amino acids)
Source: RefSeq, a predicted model, not a curated record
UAUGCUUAAUUACAUGUUGCAACACACUAUUGCGACGACAGACGAUAACGACAAAGAAAAUAAGUAGACACAUACACGCUCUUUAUAUUUUCCUGUCAUCAGGCCCCACCAUCAUACCUUUGUUCUUUUGGCUAUUUUCUCCUGCUCUCCCUCUCUCUGUCUCCGACCUUUUUUGAACUUUUUGCUCACAAGACGAAAAGAAAAAACCCCCAAUGGCCGAUCACUUGGGCGAAUCGACGAUAAUGACAUGUUCUGUACCGAGUUGCAACCAGCAGUGUAUAUUAUUAUUACUAUUUUUUUUUGUUGCUGUCAAACCCUUUUUUUUUGCGUAUUUAAAAAAAGAACGCCUGACGUUGGGUUACCACACCUUCUCUUUCACCCCCUUUUUUCCUUUAACACACAACUCUUUUUUUUUUAACUUCUUAGUUCCUAAGGAAAUGCAGCUUUACCACAUGGAAGCUCGUCAUCCUGAUCGUCGAACGACGGCGACGGCAACGACAUCGACGACAGCAACCACAGUAGAGAACAGUAAACCCUUGCAAGGAAUAUCAGCAUUAAAGGUAGGCCAGCAACAGCCUUUGCAGUGCCAAGAAGGUAACGAACGGUGUAAAGCGAUUAAAAGAAGAAGAAGAAGAAGAAAGUGGGAAGGAGGAUGGCUCUACUACUACUUCAACAACACCAACAACAACGGACACAGCGCCAAGAAGAGAUUAUGCACGUGCUCAUGUUAAUGCUGACGACGAGUUAUGGCAAAUUCUGUCUGCACUUAAAGAAGAAAGCCGAACACCAGGUGUCAUACCGCGAUUGGAGCCUCAGUUCACGAGUAUGAAUCGGAAAGGCAACACGGUGGCUGCAUAUCUCUGCAGCCCAUACACUGACCAUAUUGCCACUGGCUUUAUGGAUCUGGGAUGGGGCUG